Telopea speciosissima is the source of this 636-nucleotide messenger RNA. RefSeq lists its product as uncharacterized. The coding region runs from base 1 to 636 and encodes 211 amino acids. The record is from RefSeq and is a predicted model, not a curated record. Lineage: Eukaryota; Viridiplantae; Streptophyta; Magnoliopsida; Proteales; Proteaceae. The transcript has a single exon.
AUGGCUCUUCGAGAAUCAAAACCUGGUGAUCUAACAGAUGCGAGUACGAAUGCUGAGAGAGUUAAGAUGAAAAAGUGGGUGACAACUAAUUUGAAGUGCAUACUGGUUAUAAAGAAAUCCAUUCCUAAGUCGCUGCGUGACAGUGUUGAAGUGAAAGAUACUGCCACAGAGUUUUUGAGUGAGAUAAAGGCUGUUUUUGAGGUGUCUCAGAAGACUGAGAAAGGGGAUCUCAUGAACCAAAUUACGUCGGCUGUAUUCGAUGGUACUGAGAGUGUCAAAGAACAUUUACUGAAGAUGGCUUCCACUGUGAACAAGUUGAGAGAUCUUGGGAUGCCUAUAGAAGAAGAACUUUUGGUGCAUCUUGCACUCAAAUCUCUCCCAGAUGUGUAUGCGAAUAUAAAGUCUAUAAAUGCUGCUCAGAAGGACAAAUGGACCAUGAAAGAACUGAUAUCUAUCUGCGCACAAGAAAAAGGAAACAUGAAGAAGAUGACUAUUGAGAGUGCAAACCUAACUGAGAACAAAGGAACGUUUGGAAGUGGAACAAAGAAAGGGAAUCUAAGAUUUUUCAAGAAAGGUAAGUAUCAUCUAUACAAUAAAGAAAGGAGGAGUGUUGGUGAAAUUUCAUGCUACUGGUGA